Messenger RNA from Magnolia sinica, 1539 nucleotides. RefSeq names its product zinc finger transcription factor YY1. Bases 224 to 1369 code for a protein of 381 amino acids. Gene Ontology annotation, biological process: regulation of transcription by RNA polymerase II. The record is from RefSeq and is a predicted model, not a curated record. The transcript is spliced from 7 exons. NCBI's taxonomy places the organism in Eukaryota, Viridiplantae, Streptophyta, Magnoliopsida, Magnoliales, Magnoliaceae. Gene Ontology annotation, molecular function: DNA-binding transcription factor activity, RNA polymerase II-specific; RNA polymerase II cis-regulatory region sequence-specific DNA binding. Gene Ontology annotation, cellular component: transcription regulator complex; PcG protein complex.
CAAUCCGCGUCCCGCUGGAACUCAAGCCCCACGCCUUGAACCUUAAAACCCGAGUAUAAAAUGCAAUAUCCUCGGGUCGUGACCUAUAGUUCGUCUCUCUUCUUUCCACAGCAUUCCCUUUCCCUAUUUCGGCAGGGUUCCUCCUCUAAAUCCUGACGCCCAUCUUCCCAAAUCAAGAUUUAUCCCGGUUUCGCAAUCCACCAUCCAGCCAAACGAGGGCAGAAUGGAACUGCAGACGAACCACCACAUCUUCGAGAGGCGCCCCAUCGUCAAGGACAAGACUCCUGCCGUCCGAUGGUUCAAGGAAUGGGUGCCCCAGGAGGUUGUUUCGACAGGUGGAAAGUGCUACCUUCUGAAAUGGGUUACAGAGUGGCAGAUUGAUCUCAAGUCUAGUUUGAAAGAGGACAUGUUGAAGGCCCUGAAAGAAAAGCAUAAAGAGCCAGAGCCAGAAGAGCCAGAACCUGAACCAACCACCGAAGUUCUUUUUCUUUGCAGCUAUGAGGGCUGUGGAAAAACUUUUAUUGAUGCUGGGGCUUUGAGGAAGCAUUCACACAUCCAUGGGGAGAAACAGCAUGUUUGCCAACAUGCAGGAUGCGGAAGGAAAUUUCUGGAUAGUUCCAAGCUGAAAAGGCAUAACCUUAUCCAUACAGGAGAGAGGCAUUUCGUAUGUCCUCAUGAAGGCUGUGGGAAGGCGUUCUCCCUGGAUUUCAACUUGAGAGCACAUAUGCGGACACAUUCGCAAGAAAACUAUCACAUUUGUCCAUAUGAAGAUUGUGGAAAGCGGUAUGCACACGAGUACAAGUUAAAAACUCACAUCAAGGCACACCAUGAAAAGAACGUGACGAAUGAUGUGAUGAAACAAGCCCCUCCAGCAGAGAAGUUACACAGCACCCCCAAGGCUCCUGCUGUUGUUUAUGGCUCUGCUUCCUCUGAUCGUCCAUAUGCCUGCCCAUAUGAAGGUUGUGGGAAAUCCUACAUUCAUGAGUAUAAGCUGAAUCUCCAUUUGAGAAGAGAGCAUCCUGGUCACAACGCAGAAGAAAAUGGCAAGCAAGCUCCCGAGAUUGAUAAUAACGAUAUGGAUGAAGGCAGUGACCAAGAUGCUUACACGGGUAAAGGCAGCAAUGGAAAGAACUUGAAGCGAAGCAAACCAAAGCUGAUUUCAAAGGUGGUUCCACCUUCUAAGAUGGCGAAAGGGUCGAGUUUGCCCGUUGUGACUGCAAAUGUCACAAUGCAGAAACAAUGGCCUGCCAAAGAUAUGUGUGAGGAAGAUAGUGAAGAAACAGAAGAAGACUGUGAAAAUGUCAAAGAAGAUGGAUGGAGGUAUGCAGAGAACAAUGAAGACGAUGAAGAAACGGAGUAUGAGGACUAAGGUGGUUUCUUUCAGGCUCCAUGUAAGCAAGCAUGAUAAAUAUAAGAUGGAUGAUCUGUAUCUAAUUGGCUGUACCUAAUUGGUUGUACCUCCCUUAACCCUCAAUGAGUUGAGAGCGAAUAAUAAUGCAGCAGCUUACCCAAUUUAAAAAAUGGCAGUUGGAUUUUUUC